AUGGAUCCCAUCAUUCCCUCGGGAAACAAUGCCAACAAUGCGAGUUCUGAUGGUUUCGAUCAAUCUAGCACAUCCGUAGAAUCAGCACAGCUAAGUGAGGAAUGGACUGACGAUAUUGUUGAGACUUUCGAGAGACAAGGCAUCACUCUCGAAGAGGUAGAAGAUACGAGAAUUCCAGAGACCUCCACUGAUACUAAUAUUCUAGCCAUCCCCGUUACUUUGAAGGGAGAGGCCGAGAAGGGGGAGGCUAAAGUCUUCAAAAUGAAAUGGGAGGAUCUGCCAGAUAAUAUCAAGGACUGGAUCAAGGCACACCCAUACCAAACAGCUUUCCACGUUGUCAGCGGAGUAGUGUUUUUUGCCCCAGCUGCGGCAAGUGGCCCUGUGUUAUACUUGUUAGGUUUUGGUUCUAUGGGACCUAGAGCUGCAUCUUUUGCGACAUUUUGGCACAGCAAAAUCGGUGUGGUUGUAGCCAAGAGUGGUUUUUCGUUCAUGCAGAGUGCAGGUAUGGGCGGCUAUGCGGCUGCGGCUGUGAACACGGCUGUACAGGCUUCAGCUGCGGUGAGUAGUCUCGGUGCUGGAUUUUGGGGAUGGGCUAGAGGGAGUGGUGAUAGAUAG
Molecule: messenger RNA, 615 nt
Organism: Botrytis porri
Lineage: Eukaryota; Fungi; Ascomycota; Leotiomycetes; Helotiales; Sclerotiniaceae
Exons: 2
Coding region: 1-615 (204 amino acids)
Cellular component (GO): membrane
Source: RefSeq, a predicted model, not a curated record